Fomitopsis serialis is the source of this 663-nucleotide messenger RNA. RefSeq lists its product as uncharacterized. The annotation marks the transcript as partial. The record is from RefSeq and is a predicted model, not a curated record. Lineage: Eukaryota; Fungi; Basidiomycota; Agaricomycetes; Polyporales; Fomitopsidaceae. The transcript is spliced from 6 exons.
CACAGACACUAUGAUCGGUACACUCACUACGUACAUCGUCAAUCGUGGGAUUCUAUCAGCCGUUAUUCAGAUCGCAUUAUGCGCAACGUACUUGGUAUCUAUCAAGCAGAACGGUAUGGUAUGGCUGAUUUUCCACUGCGCGGGAGUGAAAAUCUAUACAAACUCGUUGUUGGGCGUAUUGAAUGCUCGCCGACACGUCAGAGGUGGAAGCUCACAUAUCGAAAUGUCCGAUUUCACGCCCGGACCGGCGGAUGGGAACGCAACGCGUUGUGAUAUCGAUUUUGAAGCGGACUCGGCUAUUAGCAACAGUGUAUCUUAUAUGACGUGACGUUGCUAUUGGAUGCGACGGGCGAAGGAUUCAGGACUUACGUCCACAGAAACUCAGUUGCUACUACACGGCGCAACCUGCAGCUGAGAGGGAGGCAAGAUUCGAGACCUGUGGGUCGUAACCAAUAUUUCCAUUUACGUCGGAGGUGGUUGGAUCCUUGCCGAAUGCAGAAAGGGGCAAUCCGACGGAGGUCGAAAGACUGAAUAGCAACAUCAUGGGAGCUGAGCACGGCCCCGGCAAGGAGAGCCUCUGCACAUGCGGUUACUUAGCGCUCGCCAGAUCAGAUCGGUACUCAAGUGUUCAAGUUCUUACACUGCUCGACUACACUAAUAUUC